This is a messenger RNA of Phragmites australis (common reed), 2592 nucleotides long. Its product is annotated as probable LRR receptor-like serine/threonine-protein kinase At4g31250. The transcript is spliced from 3 exons. Gene Ontology annotation, molecular function: protein binding; ATP binding; protein kinase activity. The record is from RefSeq and is a predicted model, not a curated record. Gene Ontology annotation, biological process: protein phosphorylation. Lineage: Eukaryota; Viridiplantae; Streptophyta; Magnoliopsida; Poales; Poaceae. Bases 286 to 2427 code for a protein of 713 amino acids.
AUUGCUAUUCUUGGCCAAGAACCAGCAGCCGCACCCCCAUCCUAUGCGCGACGCCUCAUCUCUCUCCCCACCACCCUCGCGCGCGCGGGGGGCUCCUGAAUCCUCUCUCCUCCCGCUUCUCCGCCUUUCUUUCUCUCUCUUCGCAUCGACCUCCUGCUUUCCCUCCCAAGAAAACUGCGUGCCAGCCACCAGCGCGCGCGACGACAGGGUGCCGCCGCCAAUAUCACCCGCCGUCGUCAAGCGCUGGCGCCGGCGGGCUGGCUCCCCGGCACCGCCGUCCCGGACAUGGCCGGAGUGCCAUCGCUCGCGCGCCUCGUGUUGCUGGCCGGCUGCCUCCUGGUGCUCGCUGACGCCGCGCGGCUCCCGGCCUCCCUCGCGGCCGACGCCGACGCUCUCCUACAGCUCAAGUCCGGCAUCAAGAACGACACCGACGCGCUCCGCAGCUGGUCCCCCGGCACGAGCCCCUGCGAUGGCGACGCCUCCAACUGGGCGGGCGUCAUGUGCAACAAGGACGGCGUGCACGGCCUGCAGCUCGAGAAGAUGGGCUUCUCCGGCACGCUCGACCUGCUCCCUCUCAAGAGCCUGCGCGGCCUCCGCACGCUGAGCUUCAUGGACAACGAGUUUGCCGGCCCGAUGCCCGACAUAAAGGAGCUGGGGGGACUCCGGGCCAUCUUCCUGUCCGGAAACAAGUUCUCCGGAGAGAUCCCCGCCGACGCGUUCGCCGGGAUGGGCUCCCUCAAGAAGGUGUUCCUCUCCAAGAACAGCUUCUCUGGUCCCAUCCCGGCGUCGCUCGCCGAGGCACCGAGGCUCCUCGAACUGCAGCUCAAUGACAACAAGUUUCAGGGCAAAAUCCCUGACUUCCCGCAGAAGGAGCUGAAGGAAGUCAAUCUGGCAAACAAUGAGCUCGAGGGGGAGAUCCCGGCGAAUCUCAAAUCCAUGAAAACUGACAUGCUUGCCGGCAAUAAGAAGCUUUGCGGUGCACCGCUUAAUUCCAAAUGCGAGGCCCCGUCGUCCCCGCCGCCAAAAUCGUCGCCUCCGACCUCCGACAAAAUCGGGACCCAAACGUCGCCGCCAGCACCGCACGCCGCGACGUCCACGGGCGGCCCGUCAGCUGAUGACGCCGCGCAAAACGCUCGGGCGCCCACCGAGGGCUCGACGGCCCCCGGCGUCCUCGCCGCGUUCCUCGGCACGCUGGCGAUCAUCGGCAUCGCGUUCGUCGCACUGCAGAGGAGGCGGCAGUACAACACCAAGAACUUCGGUCCGGCCGUGUCGACAAAGACGUCGAUGCCGCCGAAGAUAGAGCCGCACCCGCCGCCGAAGGACGCCCGCGCGGCGCACGUCGCGCCGAGUGGCGGCGGCGACGACGAGGACCGUAGCAGACGCGUGGGCGGCAGCACGGUGCGGAAGGUGGAGCAGGGGCGGUUGACGUUCGUGCGCGACGGCAGCGGCCGGUUUUUCGAGCUGCAGGACCUGCUCAAGGCCACGGCGGAGGUGCUCGGCAUCGCCAACCUUGGCGUCUGCUACCGCGCCACCCUCACGAGCGGGCACUCCGUCGUCGUCAAGCGGUUCAAGGAGAUGAACCGGGUGAGCAGAGAGGACUUCGAGGAGCACAUGCGCCGGCUCGGUCGGCUCAGCCACCCCAACCUCCUGCCGCUCGUCGCCUACUACUAUCGCAAGGAGGAGAAGCUCCUCAUCCACGACUACGUCCCCAACAGGAGCUUGGCUAACCUCUUCCAUGGCGAGGGCCGCGGGUUGAAGAAGGCGGUGGUGCACUGGACGGCGCGGCUCAAGAUUGUGAAGGGCGUGGCGCGGGCGCUCAACUACCUGUACGACGAGCUGUGCAUGCUCACCGUGCCGCACGGCCAUCUCAAGUCGUCCAACAUCCUGCUCGACGGCCACUUCGAGCCGCUGCUCACCGACUACGCGUUCGUGCCGGUGAUGAACCAGUCGCACGCCGCACAGCUCAUGGUGGCCUUCAAGUCCCCCGAGCGGAAGCAGUUCGGCCGGUCCUCCAAGAAGAGCGACGUCUGGUGCCUCGGCCUGCUCAUCCUCGAGAUCCUAACCGGGAGGCCGGCGACCUACGACCCGCCAAAGGCGAUGGCGCCGGGGACAGAGCAGCAGCAGCAGCCGGAGCCGGCGGCGGGGAACGACCUACUCGGCGUUGUCAGCUCGACGCCGGAGGGGGAGUGGCUGGACACCGUGGUGGACCCGGACCUGAGGAACGAGGAGGACGAGAACAAGGAGGAGAUGGUGAAGCUGAUCAGGAUCGGCAUGGCGUGCUGCGAGGGCAACGUGGAGAGCAGGUGGGAGCUCAAGACCGCCAUCGAGAGGAUCGAGGAGCUCAAGGGGAAGGAGCUCGCGAACGAGGAGUACUCCUUCUACUCGUCAGUGAAUGACGAGGACUUCAGCAAUGUUGCCAUCAAUUGAUCGACAUGCAUGAACUGGGAAUCCAUUGGGACCGUGUUGUGUGCAUCAACUCAGCUCGAUAUAAGAUACGCAUGCCGACAGUCAACAUGAACUAGUAAUGUGUACUCUCUCUGUUGCCGAUGGUUAGACUCUGGAAAGAAAAGAAGUUACUUCUCAUAACACGAA